UAAAUUUAUCCACGAGUUCAACGUAUAAAGUGUAUGACUGCUUCCCGGCUGCCAUACCGCCAUUUUGCAGAAUGUUCAUUUCAGUUCACUUUACAUCUUGAAAGCUUCAGUUCUGUAGUUAUAUGUAGUAAAAUAUAUUGUUCUUAUCUGCAGCAACAAUUUCAAUUUGUGCAUAUAGUUUUUAUAGAAAUGAGCAAAAGCAAAGAUUCAUCUGCUGGUGAAACUGAAGGCGGAGAGGAAUUCAGUGUUGAAAAAGUUUUAGACAGAAGGGUGGUGAAAGGAAAGGUUGAAUAUUUUCUAAAAUGGAAAGGGUAUUCUAAUGAAGACAAUACGUGGGAACCAGAGGAAAAUUUGGAUUGUCCAGAUUUAAUUGCACAAUUUGAAGAACAACGAAAAAAGAAGGAAGCUGCUGCAGUUGGUAAACGUCAUGAAGAUAAAGAACAAAAGAAACGGAAAAGCACACCUAUUCCUACAAAUGCUAAAAAGAGAAUGACAGAAGAAAAGAAACCUGAAGGCUUUGACAGAAAUUUGGAGCCAGAGCGUAUUAUUGGUGCAACAGAUUCGAGUGGGGAGCUUAUGUUUUUGAUGAAAUGGAAAGGCACAGAUGAUGCCGAUUUAGUUCCUGCUAGAAUUGCCAAUGAGAAGUGUCCACAAAUUGUGAUUAAGUUCUAUGAGGAAAGAUUAACAUGGCAUAGUCCGACUCAUGAUGAAGAGAGUUCAACAAAAGCUGAUCCAGAGUAGCGACCCGCCUUUCGGUAUUCAUACACACCACGUUUUAGAAUCUGUCGCAUAUAAUAAAACAACUAGUGUGUACAAAAUGAAAGUUUAAAGAUUUAUUGGUCAUUGCACAGUAACAAUAUUUUGGACUUCAGUGUUUUUUACAAUUACUAGUAACAACUUAUAUUUGAUCAAUAGACAAGUUAUAUUACAUAAAAGUGUCACUAUUAGUAAAAUAAUAAUUAUUCUUAUUAUGUACUUUCUUUCAAAUAUGCAUUUUCAGCUUCAUUAAAUAUAUUUCUAAUAAUUCUAAUUUUCAUUAGUUUCUAAGAAAAGGAAUGAAACUUAUAAAUUGGCUACUAUUUUGCAGUAUAAAAACUUCUCGUUUAAUUAAUGGCAACUUACAUGUUAUACAAUUAACUUUCACAUAUUCAAUAACUAAACACGUAGUGUAUAUAAAUUGUUUUAGUUCACAAUGACAUAGAAACUUCACAGAUUGAUUUAAAUACAGUAAGACAAUGUACAAUGCGUACAGACAUCUGAAUAGAACUGGUCAUCCAUAUUUUUUGAAAUUGUAAAAAUGUCUUUAGUAAUAAGUAUAACUGUACAAGCACCAGUCUUUAUGUAUGAAAAAAUUGAUACUACGACAAGAAAAACAAUAAUGUCUAAGUAACAUCUUUUCAGUCUAUAAACUAGAUUCAAUUGGUUAUUAAAAACUUAAAUUUGUUUUUUAAUACAAUACAGUAUUGAUAUAAUUUAAUGUGUAAUAUUCAUUAUUCAAUUACAUCAAAAUGAUCAUUAUAUAAAAUCUUUUAGUAUGUAAGUAAUCAUAUAAGUACAUACGUUUACCAUUUAUUGUUUGAUGUAACAUUACGAUUAAACUCAGCCUUUUUUAUAA
This is a messenger RNA of Megalopta genalis, 1615 nucleotides long. RefSeq names its product chromobox protein homolog 1. Gene Ontology annotation, cellular component: nucleus. Lineage: Eukaryota; Metazoa; Arthropoda; Insecta; Hymenoptera; Halictidae. The record is from RefSeq and is a predicted model, not a curated record.